AUCUGAUCUCAAAUUUAUUUAAAUGGCUCGGAACAUUUUUAGGAUUAGCUCAAAGUUUAAAUAUUUUAAUGAUUAGAAAUGAAUUUUAAUUAAUUCGGAGUCCUUUAUAAUGAUUUUUUCUAACAUUUUUCGUAAAAAACCUCAUGAGAAAGAAGAAUAUAGUAAGAGUAAGAAAAAUGAAGUUGGAGAUGUUCGAACCAAGUCCAUGGGUGUCAACCAAAGCAGGGAAAAAAGUAACAUUAGUCCCCAUAAAAAUGGCCUCAAUAAAGAGAGUCCAUUGAAAAAAGAAAAUAAAAUGGAUGAUAUCAGUGUACAUCUGGCAGUCUCAAAGUAUGCAUCAAACUUGUCACAAAAGUCCCAACUCUACAAAUCCCUUUUGGAAACUUUGAUGGAUAAGAGUGCACUGUCCUACUUCAUGCAGUUCAUGGAGUUCAAAUUCAAGUGUAACCUACUGAAGUUCUGGAUUGAUGUUCAUAAUUUCAAGUUAUCCUCAUCAAUGGUCUCAAAAGUUGCACUAUGUCACUCCAACGGUGGUGCAUCCUAUGCGAACCAUGUGACACCUUCAACAGCAGCAACAACAUCAGCCACAACAACAAACAUUCCUAACUCCGUAUCACUACCGAUAUUAUCAUCAACAACAUCUGCAUCUUUCCCGACAACGACAUCACCUUUAUCAUCGUCACACUCAUCUUCCAACACCCAGAUGAUUUUGAAUGCUUGCAUCUUAUAUGAUGACAUAGAAAAAGAACAGCAGAGGGAGAUGAUGAUGAUGAUGAGCAGUACGAGGAGGCGAUCAAUUGAACAAUCUGUGAUAUCAAAUUCUUUUCAAUUAGAUGGAUCAGACCUAGAAAACGAUGCCUUAUUCAUUUUCACACGGUACCUAACGGGCGACACCCGACACAAAAUCGACGUGCCUACUUGUCUGCAGCAGCUGGUUGCUCAGAGGUUCUCUUGUCUCGAGCAGCAGGAGUUGAGGGCUGACUGUUUCGAUGAAUGCCAUAACUAUGUCUUUGAUCUUCUUCAGAAGGAAUAUCACCCAGAGUAUCUACAAAGUUCAUUCCAUUACAAACAUCAGUUAGAUAUCUUAACCAGUAACAAUCUAAUAAUUCUUGACAUUCUCUAUCAUGAAACUUCUCUAUCUUAUUUUACAGAAUUCAUGGAGCAAGAGCAGGCCAUGGAUUAUCUUCAGUGCUUUCUGGAUGUUGACAACUACCAUCACCACCAUCAACAUCUACAGAGAUGUCACCAGCAACAUUUUUCACCAGCUGAAAAACAAAAUGAUAUCAAUAAUAAUCAACAACGUCAUCAUCAUAAACAGCAACAAAAUUGUUGCCAACAAAAGCAACAAAAACAUACACAACAGCAAAAACUGACACACCGUGCAAAUAACAUCCAUCAACAUUCGCCUAACACACUUUCAACAUCAUCGUCAUUUAAUAAUUCAACACUUACCCAUCAUUCCAUAUCUUCAUCAUCGUCAAAGUCAUCAUCACCAUCACAACUGCAACUACCACAAGCAUCAUCAUCACUACCAGCAACGUCGUCAUCGUCCUCUUCACCAUUCAGGCCUAAUGUUCAUUCUCAGCUAGCUCAAGAUGAUGCCAUGGUUAUAUAUGAAAAAUUUUUUUCAUUGCAAGCUUCUCGACCUUUGAACUUUAGCGACGGUAUCAGAUUAGAGUUGGAAAGUUCCAUCUGUAGUGUAGGGGGUGUUCAGUAUGACUGCUUCUUACUGCCUAGAUCUUUGUUACUCUACAAAAUGGAGCAGGUCCACUUCCCGAUGUUUUUAAAGAGUGACGUGUUUUACAAAUACUUGGCAGAGCUCAUCAACUCUAUCCAUAACUCUAACAAUAUCUUGGGUUAUUCCAGACGGAGACAAAACAGUAAUGGAUCACUCCACAGUUCAGAGACGACGACGAGCAACAACUCAUCCAUUACAUCAAAGAACACAUUACUAGCUGUGGAUACUCUAUCCAAACAGUAUCCGAGCGUUAAGAAGGGUAGGAGGAAGUCAAAGGAAAAGAUGAACAUUGACGGCAUCAUUCUCGACCCUGACCACAUCUGGCAGCGACCUUGCACGAGCAUGAAAUUAGGUCACGUGAAUGAUCUUGGUGAGUUCAUUCCCGAAUUUGAUCCCAAUCCGGUUUCUGAUAAAAAAUCAUUUUUCUCGCUGACGGCAAAGAGCAAGAGGUCACGUGAGGAAGAGGCGGCCCUCCUCAUUGCCCAGCAGAUAAUUCAGGACGUCAACAUCCUCACAUGCACCAACAACAACACCACCGUCACCAACAACAACAGCAACAUCAGUACUGACGAUGACGAUGAUGAUAAUAAUGAGUAUGAUAACAACGGUGAUGGUGGUGGUGAUAAUAGUGGCGAUGGUGAAACGAAAUUUACCGCCGGUGAUGAUAGCGAUGAUCGAUGCAAUUAAUUGUUUAAUUAAUUAUUUAAUUAAUUAAUUAAGUGAUACAAGACAAAUUCAUUGAAACGGAUUUUGCAUUUAACAAUGUGCCAUGAUUUUAUAAACAGCAGCAGCUACUUUUAGGGUACCCACGGCCCGCAACAAUCAAUCUAAUCUGUCAAUCAAAACUUCAUUCACAAUACGGAUUAUUAUUAUUAAUGGUUAUUUAUAUUAUUAUUAUUGUUUAUAUUAUUUUUUCAUAAUUAUUUUAUAGGGGAUACCCAUUGCAUAUGUACGUACAUUUGUGUUAAUCAAUUUUUAUUUGUACGUUCAAGUAAAUAAUGUUUUUACUAUUUAUUUGAUACACGAAACUAUGUUUUAGCAAAAUUUUAAACUUUUUUGUUAUUUAUGAAUACUUUUGCUUCGUAUUAUGUGUAUAUGGGUAUAUGUGUAUACACUUGUUUGUAUGUAUGUAUGUAUGUAAAUAUUGUAUGUAUGUAUGUUUAUACCUUUAUAGACUAAUUGAAUUUGUAUAGCUGUUAAACACAGAUGCUUUCUGCAUAUAUCACUGGCCGGUUGAAUUGUAAUACCAUUAUUAUUUUAUAUUUAAUUUAAUUCAGUUUACCAAGCAGUUUACUUGAUUAGUCAUAAUAAUAUUGAUUCAGUGUUAAUAAUAACUUCUUUUAUAAGGUAUGUAUGCAGAUGUUCAUAGCCAAACAUUAUUAACGGUUAUUAUUGCCCUGCUAGGUUUAAUUGUAACGUUCGUUGUAACAUUUUUUUUGAAAAUUGAUUUUUCGUACUUUAUAAUGUUACUAAGAUGCCCUCUUUAUGUUAUUAUGACGAUAUAGUCUUAUGAUAUUUUGUUCUAAGAGUGUGGAAAAUAUUGACGAAGUUCGUCACUAAGUUUUAUAAUUAUUAUUUGUAAAUUAUUUGUAUAAUAAUGAAAUUAGUAUAACAGUUAUUAUGUGAUUGCUAGUGUUAGCAUUAGCAUAGAAAUAUGACCAAUUGACAGUUGCAAGUUGUUUAAUUAAUUAAUUGGUAAUUAAUAUUCGUUAUCAACACUUUUCCGUCCAUCUAGCGAUGAAAAUUAUUUUUCUACUCGUCAAACCAUAACAUAUUUCUCAUUUUCAAUCACUAAAAUUACUGAUAUGUGAUACGAAAUUGUGUCUGUGUGUUAUGUAAUGUUGUUGGCAACAAUUCCAGUUUUGUAUAAAAUAAUUUAUUCGUGGCUACAGCAAAAAUAAUUCGUUUUUAUUUAUUGUAAACUGUUUUUUUCUAUGCAAGAUAUUUCUAUAUAGGUUUUGUUUUAUUUUUUUAGUUUUAUACUUUUUU
Messenger RNA from Helobdella robusta, 3727 nucleotides. RefSeq lists its product as hypothetical. The transcript has 14 exons. Gene Ontology annotation, biological process: intracellular protein localization. Gene Ontology annotation, cellular component: plasma membrane. The record is from RefSeq and is a predicted model, not a curated record. The coding region runs from base 110 to 2425 and encodes 771 amino acids. NCBI's taxonomy places the organism in Eukaryota, Metazoa, Annelida, Clitellata, Rhynchobdellida, Glossiphoniidae.